Molecule: messenger RNA, 1182 nt
Organism: Nasonia vitripennis (jewel wasp)
Lineage: Eukaryota; Metazoa; Arthropoda; Insecta; Hymenoptera; Pteromalidae
Gene: Gr9
Product: gustatory receptor 9
Exons: 3
Coding region: 1-1182 (393 amino acids)
Biological process (GO): sensory perception of taste
Cellular component (GO): neuronal cell body; membrane; dendrite
Source: RefSeq, marked inferred
AUGUUUAAAAAAGUUAAGAAAAAGUACUCAACUGGUAAAAAAUGGAAAAUUUUCAGUGCAACUGAUUUCUUAAGUUUAAUUAAGCCGUCUCUUUUGGUGUGUCGAUUUUUCGGUCUGAUUUCAUACAAAAUUUUAAAUGGUAAAAUUGAACAAUCGAAAAACUGUGGAUCUUAUUGUGCCAUCGUAACUUUUGUAUAUAUCUGCGCAUCUUUGCUUAUUUUAUAUAUUAUAAAUGUAUCCCCGUAUAUGAAUAGAGCAAGCACAUGGAUGCUACAGGGUAACUGUUUCUACACACUGGUAAAUUUUAUGCUGGUGUCAAAUUUUGUUUUUAAAUCAUCAACAAUCAAAAUUUUACAAAACUUAGCAGAUACCACUGCUAAACUGCCAAGCGAGAAGUUUGUUAAAAUUUCAAAAUGGAUUCAUUCAAAAGAUUUGGUUCUUUAUCUACUACUUCUUUUACAUGUACCAAAAGUAUUUGUAGGAAAUAUUUAUGCUGUACUUUCAAAAAUCAUUGGAACUUAUGCUGCGAUGACAAUUUACUUAUUAGACUUUCAAUAUAAUAGCUAUGUAUUUAUUAUAGCAAGCUGUUUUGAACACAUAAAUGAAGAGCUUGUCCAAUUAAAUUAUAAUGCUUGCAAGGAGCGAGGUCACCUCUUACGUAGAGUGUAUCACCAUCAAUUCAAUCCUUUGUUGUUUGUAAAAUUACGAUACCUUAAACAAUGGCACUACGAACUUAACGAAAUCAUUAGAAAGAUCAACUCUAAUUUUAGUUUACAAGUAGUUGCUACUGUUAUAAUGACAUUUACCGAAUUGACGUUCGGGUUAUAUUUUUACAUUUUAGAUAGACGGCACAAGGUUAGAAGUUUAGAUAAAGAAAUUUGGUAUUUCUAUUACCAUACGAUGGUUAUGUAUUUUUCUACAAAAUUGCUCUUGCUCACAUUGACGUGUCAGUAUGCUAAUAAUGAAAAUUAUAAAACACGUACAAUAGUUAAUGAAAUUAUAAUAAGUACAGAUAAUAAACUGUUCAAAGAAGAGAUAUAUUUAUUCUCAUUACAAUUGUUACACACGGACAAUAAAUUUAUAGCAAAAGGUGUACAAUUAGAUGCUACACUCCUUACAGGGAUGGCAAAAGGUAUAUUCACAUAUCUUUUAAUAUUAAUACAAUUUUUAAUAACAAACUAA